Molecule: messenger RNA, 1084 nt
Organism: Vanessa atalanta (red admiral)
Lineage: Eukaryota; Metazoa; Arthropoda; Insecta; Lepidoptera; Nymphalidae
Product: sulfide:quinone oxidoreductase, mitochondrial-like
Exons: 6
Coding region: 62-1084 (340 amino acids)
Cellular component (GO): mitochondrion
Molecular function (GO): FAD binding; sulfide:quinone oxidoreductase activity
Source: RefSeq, a predicted model, not a curated record
GAAUUAUUAGACCUCUGACACACAGACAAAUUACUUUACAGUUGUAUUCCAGAUUAAGCACAUGCAGAGUGUUCAAUGUAACUGCAGAUGUAAACUGUUGGUGGUCGGUGGCGGCACUGGUGGAUGUAGUGUUGCUUGGCGAUUUUCUAAGAAAUUAAACGACAAAGACAUCAUCGUGUUAGAACCGAAUAAGAACCACUUCUACCAACCGCUAUUUUCGCUUGUGGGAGCUGGUAUUAAAAAUUUCGCUGACUGUCAUAAGCACUUGAGGUCAGUGUUGCCUCAUAAUGUGUUAUGGCUCCGAGAUCAUGCAAGCUGUUUUGAUCCUUGCAACAAUGUAGUACAUACUGGCUGUGGAUUCAAAGUGCGAUAUGAUCAUAUGGUGCUAGCGGUCGGCUUGUUAAAUGAUUACGAUCAGAUUCUAGGCUUGAGAUACGCCCUCAGCAACCCUCUUGCUCCAGUCUCUACGAUCUACUCGCCUGAAUACUGCCAAAAAUGCUGGUGUUGUAUACAGGGGUUCAAAGGAGGACACGCUAUAUUUACAUUUCCUAAGCGAGCGGGAAAAUGCUCUGGGGCAGCGCAGAAAAUCAUGUAUCUUGCACAUGAUUUUUGGAAAAAGAAUAAUAUUAAUUCGGUAACAAAUAUAACGUACAAUACUGCCGGAGGCUCUCUUUUCGGAGUACCAAAAUACGCAGCUGCAUUAGUGAAGAUCACGAACGACAGGAACAUAAUUGUGAACUAUCAACUUGAUCUGAUAGAGGUGACGCAACACAGGGCUGUAUUUCUUGAUGUCAAUGGUCAGACGAUAAUACUACCUUACAAGUUCCUACACGUGACGCCGGCCAUGUCUCCCCCGCGCUGCCUGAGCGAGUGCUCACAGCUGACGGACGACAGCGGCUACCUGGACCUUGACCACCAUACUCUGCAGCACAGGCGGUACUCUAACAUAUACGGGUUGGGAGACUGCACGAAUACCCCUAACAGCAAGACUGCGGCUGCUGUUGGUACAAAAACUUAUGAUUUUAAUAAGCAUUACAAUUUGAAACAUUUGAUUGAAAUUGAUGUUUUUGUUAUUUUUUUAUGA